Messenger RNA from Pogoniulus pusillus (Red-fronted tinkerbird), 1275 nucleotides. It is a transcript of the gene TNFRSF17, whose product is annotated as TNF receptor superfamily member 17. The record is from RefSeq and is a predicted model, not a curated record. Gene Ontology annotation, biological process: tumor necrosis factor-mediated signaling pathway. The transcript is spliced from 4 exons. Gene Ontology annotation, molecular function: signaling receptor activity. The coding region runs from base 296 to 799 and encodes 167 amino acids. NCBI's taxonomy places the organism in Eukaryota, Metazoa, Chordata, Aves, Piciformes, Lybiidae.
AAGACUUACUUCAUUAUGAAAUGGCAAAAUUUACAUUGAAAACUAUCUUGGUGCAGCUGUUCAGUUUUUCUACAAUUGUGAAUUGCCAAAAAAGGAACAGUAACUCCUUGGGUGUGUCAGAGCUAAAUUCUUUUUACUUACCAUACUACUAUGUAGCAGGGCUGUGACUGAAGUCUACGCAUUAUUGCUAGCUGUUCUUACAGCUGCUAAAACUGAGAACUGAAAAGCCCUUUGUAGAUGAUCUUCACUCUUUUACAAUUUCUGUGGCUUUCCAAUCCUGUAAUUACUGACCCUGAUGGCACACUGCCCCAAAAAUGAAUACUUUGAUCAUUUGCUGAUCUCUUGCAAGCCUUGUCAUCUUCGAUGUUCUAGUACACCACCGCCGGCAUGUGAAAACUACUGUGAUAAGAGUACUGAUUCAGUUGGAGUUCUUUGGAUUUGCUUGGGCUUAGGAGGAAUUUUAAUGCUCACUCUGCUCACCUUAAUGGUCUUGUUUAAAUGGAAACACUUAAGGCAUCUAAAAGAAAAACUGAAAAACACAGACUCUGCUGUGGAGCUGAGUAAUAUUCUCAAGGUUCAUACUGAAAGCAGUGUGAAUACAGAAGGAACUAGACACUCAUUUCAAAGCAAAACAUUAACCUAUUCAGUGGAAGAAUGCACUUGCAGUGACUGUGGCUUGGUAAAACCUCAGACUGACUGUGAAACUUCAUUUCCAUUACCAGCUACAGAAGAAGGAGCUACUGUGCUAGUCACCACAAAAUCAUUUGACAGUUUCAACUAUAUUCUGGGUGCUGAGUGACUAUAAGAGAGGUAUAUUUUUACUGAAUAGUUAUUGCAGUAUAGCUAUUAAAUUUAAUACUUGCAGUUCAGUGGAGAAGGCUAGUACAUAGUCCUUAUAGGUCUUCCAUUGAGCUUUCAUUAAUAUUGUCUUGCUAUUUCUACUACCUCUUUGGUCAAGUAUUUAUACAUUAUUCUCACGUGCUAAAUUAGUUUUUGGAAUUUUUAACUUCUGAAAGUCCCUACUUUUUCUGCCUUUAGAGCCUGAAUUUACUUUUGCCAGGAACAUACAAUAAAUAACAAUAAAUAAAUUUGCAAAUAAAUAUUUUAUGUUAAUCUCCAAUCUUGUGCUUAAAACAUGCCUGAAGGCACACAUGAAAUGUUCCAAGAGACAGAAAUAAAGACCCAGAUCACAUUUUCAGUCUUGUGAAAAAUAAUUUCAGAUAUUCCCUAGGAUGCUUGGAAUGGGAAUGUUUUAAUAAAGAAUACCUUUGUAGA